AUGACCAGCUACAACAACACGAAGGACCUGACGGACUUCAGCUGGCGCGAUGAGCUGUGGCUCCAGUACAACCCGCUGGACGAGGUGACGGUGCUGCGGGACUACUUCGCCCUGUCGCCGUUCUACGAUCCGGAGUGCAACAACGAGGUCGCCAAGAUGAGGAACCUGGACAUCUCCAUGCUGCCGAUCCUGCCGCCUGGGGUGGAAUAUGUUGUGCAGUCCUCCCAGGAGCCCCACUUGUACAUCAUCCGCAAGCAGUACCGCUACAACCCCACAACCACCACCACACAGGCAUUCUACUACGUCCACACUGGCACUGUCUACCAGGCACCCUCGCUGCACGCGGCCAUCUUGUCACGAUGGAAACGUUGCCUCUUCUGUGUGACCAAGGCCUUCAGGCGCAUACGAAGUGACCUUGACCCCUUGGGCGAAUGGAAGAGUGUUGGCGGCAGGGAAGGGUCCUGGCCGGGUAAGGUGCCCGAGGUUAAGCGGGCGCUGGCCAAAGACCAACAGGAGAAGUUACUGGAGGGGUCCCGCUUGAUAUCUGGAGCCCUGGCAAAGUGA
Messenger RNA from Ostreobium quekettii, 564 nucleotides. Lineage: Eukaryota; Viridiplantae; Chlorophyta; Ulvophyceae; Bryopsidales; Ostreobiaceae. The record is from the annotation of a GenBank genome assembly.